CACGGCGAUAACCGCACCACCGUCACGGUCUACCUGUUGUUAUAUUCCAACUCUUGUUUUUAAAUUGUUUUUCUUUUUACAUAUAAUUUUCCGAUAAUCCUUUCAAUAUACUUUAAACUUUUUUACAGUUGGAACAUAGUUAUUGUUUCUGUAGUUGGUUGUAGAAGUGGUUCAAGUGUUUCCUUAUGGUUAAUUCUAUAGUGUUAUAGUAUGGUUAGGUUGUGUAAAGGUUAUGUGAACUAUUGAACGUUUGACUUGCGUGAACCGGAGUCGGUGUGGGAUUUCAGUUGUAGUGACGGCGAAACGUGUAUUCAACUACAGUGCGAUUUAUAUUUAUGUAAAAUGGAGGCGAUUCAGUCAAGUGUUCAGUCUCAGGAAGUGAAGUGCAGUGAGGAGGUGGGUGAAGUGAAAAGUGACGUGUUGGUGAAAGUGGAGGAUGACGGCGACGAGGCGAUGAGUAAGGGCAGCCAGCGGGAGAACAGGCUGACCAGCAUCAUUGACCAACUGCGGUGCCAGAGCAAGCUGAAAGGAAACGUACAACGGGAUGCAUUUGCCUUUACUUCAAAUAACGGUGAAGGCGGCGGCGGCGGCGGGGGAGCGCGGCGGUGCGCGCGCGACGCGGCGUCGCCCGCGCACGCACCGCCGCCGACGCCAACCCCUGCGCCGCACGCGCCGGUCAAGAGCGAGCGGCUCAGCCCGCACGACUCCAACGCUUCCAGGUCUCGUAGCGUGACCCCGUCGACGUCAUCGUACCCCGGCACGCCGCCGGAGCGCGGCAGCCCGCACGCGCCUGCGCCGCCUGCGUCCGCGCACCCGCCGCGCAACUACUCCGACAUCAUGCGCUCCCUCGCCGCGCGGUACAACACACAUAACAACAAUGACUAUUUCCACCGCAUGAACGGUUUCGGCGAGGUACGCACAUCGGCGCCCGCGCAGGACGCGACAGACGCGCCCCUCGGCGGACUGUUCACGAGACUGGCAUGCAAACAGGGUGGACCUCCACGACUACCUGCCUUCCCUGUCAUGCUGGAUAUGAGUUCCACUAAGACAUUGCUGGCGAUAUCGCGGGUGGGUCGAAGUGGGAGGUCGCGGCGCAAGCGCAACGGCGCGGGCGCACCCGAGCACUCACCGCUCGACCUGUCCGCGGCGGGCGAGAGCGCCGCCAAGCGCGCGCGGCUCUCUGCCAGCCCCAGCACCAGGAGCGACAGCGACGACAGAGACCGAGUCUCCAAUGAUGAACGUAGUGAUGCGCGUGGCGAGUGCCUGUGCGCAGAAGCCCGUGCCCGCCUCUCCGCUUGGUCAGUCGAUGAAGUUUGUGACUUCAUAAACUCAAUCGAUAUCUGUGCCGAAUACGCAACGAAUUUCCGUGAACAAAGAAUCGACGGAGCUGGCCUCCCCCUUCUCACAGAAGACCACCUAACAGGGAUGCUGCAGAUGAAGUUAGGGCCGGCUCUCAAACUGCGGGCUGUGCUGGCGAGGCGGCUGGAGCCGUGCGCGCAGUGCCAGGCCGCCACCAACACCCUCGCUAUGGCGCCCAGGAUAAACGGCGCCGCGCUCAAGUCGGAGCCCCGGAGCAACACAACCAGCCCCAGUUAGGGUCACUUCGAAAGUACCUAGUAUUUUUAACGCGUAUCGUUCCUGCACAACCGCUUUUUGUUCACAUAGAAAAUACAAGACUAUGCUCUUAUUUAAUUCCACCCAAUACAGUAUGUUUCAUAUACUCGUAUAUUAUUUUGAUAAUUUUCUGUGGAAAUAAAGGGCUGUAUUCAUGAUACAUCAACUCAGACAUUGACGUCUGAAACCAUUUUUAAGGCCUCGACUUAAAUAUUUUCAUUUGUCAGAUUCUGAAUCAUUUUUAACAAUCAUAAUAAUACUAGUUUAAUUAUAGUCAUCUGCCUGCAUUCGUACAGUCUUCUUGUUCAUAGAUUUUGCAUUUAGUUACUAUAAGACGCUUUAGUUUAUACUUUUAGUUAUAUAAGUUUUUGUUUUGUAUAUAAUAAACGAGUUGCCGUCCAAAUGUUUUAAAUGUAAUACUUGCGUAAGAAAUAUUUUUGUAUGUUAAUUCAUUAUCGAAAUAUAUAAAAUAUGGGGUCAGUUUAAGAAUUUUGUCAUCGCCCCAAAUUAAUACUUGCAUACAAAAAUGUUUUGCUAAUAACGAAAUUACUUCGGUGCUAAGACCCUGUGUAACUUAAAUAUUUUGUGUAUAUAAUGGCCGUUUUGUAAAGAAAUAUUGCUUAAAGAAUCGAGGCUACACGUCUACAGGGUCACAAAGAUAUAAACGGUUUGUAUAUAAAUACAGUAGUUGUAUAGAUGUAUAGUUAUAUAUGCGUGGAUUUACGAUAGCAUUUAUUGUCACCACACCUGAAGAAAGCUCAGUAAUACCGAUCUACAAUUAAAUACAUUGUAGUUAAAUUGUUUAGUUAGUUGUAUAGAGGACUUAACUUCACAGUGAGCAUAAUAUUUCCUUGUAAUUAUUGUUUUCUGUAAUAUGGAGAGUUAUGUAAAUAAUGUAACGACUGCUCGUAGGUGUUGUGGCGUAACUGGUUCUAGAGAUGAUCUUUUUUUAAUACAUCGAUAGAAUACUGGUAUUUUAUAUAUAUUCAAUGGAUCAAAUUAUACCAAAAUUGUAUUGAGGUCAAUCUCAAUGUUUAAUUUCUUUUUGUUUUUACGAUUUGACCAGUUACGAUCACAGACGUCGUUUAAAAUAGAUCUAGGUUGUAAUUCCUACAGAUAUUGUAUAAAAACGUGGUUUUCCUGUGGUAAUCUCCUUAAUUGCCAAAAUAGAAUGGUUAAAUAAACGAUAUACUUAUUUAGUAGGUAAAACGGGUUACUGGGGAUGUGUACACAUCUUGUAUAGUUAGAAUGUGGAUCCAAUAAUACUACUUACCCUGUUACAGGAAAAAAUAUAUUGAAAAUACUUUUGUAAUGAUAUUUUGACUUGGAACAUUGAGAUAAUUAAUUAACACAGAGAUGGUUACAAUGUUUCGUGUAAAACUAUGUUUUUUGGUAACAACUGAUUACUCGAAUCCAUAAACAACUACACAUAUUUGUCGUCAUAAUAGUUAGCUGAAGAAAACUAACAAAAAUAUCAAAUAAGCUUUACAAAAACACGAUUGAGAACGGUAAAGAACAUUUUCAUUGUGUUUUCAAGUCAAAAUAUUCCAAGUUCCAAAUAAGAAAACUCACCAGUGACCUUAAUAAUCAUAUAACGACCAACAUAUCAUCAAAAUCGUAAGGUGCUAUUUCGGUACGUAGAAUAAACUGUGCCUUAAACAGUCUUCCUUAAUUAGAAUAAUAAAAAAUAUAAUUACAAUAUUAUUAUUUUAAUAAUCAUAACACUUUCAGAAAAGUAUUACGGUUGUACGCUUUAAAUUGGACGAUAAUAAUACAUAAUAAUAAAUAGUUUUCUAUACAUAGAUUACUUGACGAAUUAUUGUUAAUAAGUGAUUAUUUUAAUAGAACUUUAUAUAUUUGAUCACAGCUUUUAUCAAGUAACUAAUGUAAACAGUGACUUACUGGAUAUUAUGCAUAGGGUGUGUCAAUUUGUACCUACACAGUUCUCAUAAGUACUUUACAAAUGGCGCUAUUUUAUUCAUGGAUAACUGUUUAAUAUGUACAAAAUGUAAACAGGUAAUGUUUAAUACACCAAAAUAGUACAUUUUGUAUUAUUACUUGGUAAGUUAGUAGUUCGGUACUCUGUAGUACUGAAAAUUUACUUUAUAUCAAAAGACUUAACUCACUAUUAAACAGUUUUACAUUAAUAAAAUACCAUCUUAUAGAAAGUUGGAGAUACAUCAGGUAUUUUUGUAUUUUCUGCACUAUGUUUGUCACAAGAACAAAUUUUUACUAUUACAUCAACCACCUACAUUUUGUAUUUUUGAUCCUGAAAAAGUUUGUUGUUGUAUCCUCCUGAUCUACAUAGACAUAAAAUAGUGCAUUUGUUACGAAAACUAAUUUUUACUACUUCAUCAAAUACCUAUUUUUUUUUUUGUAAUUUUUUGAUCCAAGAAGUUUCUUGAUCUUAAAAAAAGUUGAUUGUUGUAUGAACGAACCUACAUAGACAUGUAAAAAAGACUUAGCAUUUGAUUUGAGAACCUAUUAAAUUGUCAUUUUCUUUUGAUGAAUACACUGUUUAUGGACGAAACAGAAGGAAUACUAAAUAAAUACACAUGCUAAGUAAAGUUUACCUAUGUAUCUCCAUCUAAGAAGUCCGGUAUACAAGUUUGAUUGCAUAAAAAUCGUGAUUUUUUAAUGUUUUUGCGUCUUGUCUUCGAUAUAACUUCGGUUAUUGUUAUUUUUAAUGUAUAAUUAUUGUGUAUAACAAGGGUUUAGUCACUUUGUUAGUUUCCCUGCGAACAUUGUACUUAGUUAUUGUUUAGCUUGUCUAGCCGGUCGAGUACGAUCCAACCCUUUAAGUAUUUAUGUGAAGAGAAAUAAAAGCGACAAUUUAAUGAAACUA
Messenger RNA from Spodoptera frugiperda (fall armyworm), 4459 nucleotides. RefSeq lists its product as uncharacterized. Bases 343 to 1596 code for a protein of 417 amino acids. The record is from RefSeq and is a predicted model, not a curated record. The transcript is spliced from 9 exons. Gene Ontology annotation, cellular component: PRC1 complex. Gene Ontology annotation, molecular function: protein binding. Lineage: Eukaryota; Metazoa; Arthropoda; Insecta; Lepidoptera; Noctuidae.